Messenger RNA from Brassica napus (rape), 2409 nucleotides. RefSeq names its product jacalin-related lectin 24. Lineage: Eukaryota; Viridiplantae; Streptophyta; Magnoliopsida; Brassicales; Brassicaceae. The record is from RefSeq and is a predicted model, not a curated record. Bases 11 to 505 code for a protein of 164 amino acids. The transcript has 2 exons.
UUUUUUUGAGAUGAUACGGGCAGGUUCAGUUGGUAGAAAGCGUACAUGUGAGCCCGAGGACUGGGAUGAGAAGGGACGCACCAUGAUCUCUCACAUAUACGUUUCUUUUGAUAGCAUCAUUAGAUCUAUUCAGUUUGGCUACACGGAGAUUAACGAAGGUCUUACCUUGUCUAAACAGUAUGGUCCCUCUGAAGGAUACAGCUUUCGAGUUGUAAGUUUUGUGUCCUAUGUGACUGGAUUAAGUGGAUCACUAGGAUAUCAUGGAGGAAUCGCAAAUUUGAUAUUUCACACAAACCGUGGGAAGCACGGACCGUUUGCGAAUGAUGACAAUGCACCUCCUCCCAAGAUAGAAAUUGAUCCGUCAAUACGCGAUCGACGUGAAUUUGGUGGUUUCUUUGGUUCUUACACUUUUGGCGGUAUUACAUCGAUUGGUAUUUACGUGAAUCCCAUUCCAAGUUCUCAUGGGGUGACUAAACGUGAAAAGUUUGUUGGAACACGUUUUUGACAGAGUGGCGUGGACCAUUUUUUCGAUGGGUUUUUCGACGGAGACGUCUAUCGGAAAGACCGGAAUUUGGAUACGAUGUAAUCGUCACCAUGAACACUAUGAGUUAGUGUAUUUGUUGGUCAAAAUCGGAGUUGUUUUGAAUGAGAAAUGAAGGUCUAAAGUUAAUGACAUAAAAAGCUUAUAAAACUAUUAUAUGGUUAAAUAUAAAAUUUAACAAAUGUUUCACUUUAGAUAUUUGAGUUUGAAUUUAGAUUUGAUAAGUUGAUUAGACUUAAAUGUCAAUAAACUUGUUUUAAAUCAUAUUCAUAAAAUAUUUUGGUAUUUGGUUAAAUAUAAACUCAAUUAAAGUAUAUUGUUGGCUUUUGAUGUGGUCAAUGCAACUUUAUGACUUGAUAUACUAACGUUUCUGAAUCGUAGUCAUGGGAAUCAAUUUCCUUUAUUGUUAUUAAUGACUAUGUACGUUAGUGCUCCAUAAGGAUCGAAGUGUUUCGUUUGUCUUAUAAAUAGAAAAGAAACAUUGCACUAAUCUCAAUUCAUUGGACUAAGCAAAAGCUUACAAUCCUUCAUAUUUUUUUUCUUAGAUUUUUUCUUUUGAGUCUGAGAGUACACACAAAACUAAUUUCGUCAGGUUUCUAAUAGAGUGACGUAAAUCAGAAGAUUUUUUGCAGUUAUAUCUUGGGACUCAUUACGUUAUCGAACCGUCGCACUACGAGACGUAUUUUGAGUUAAGGAAAGAGAUAAUAUCUCGCCUCUGCAGUUGUAUCAUCAUUUUCUUAAUCUUUGGUAUAAUUUUAUCAAUCUUAUUCUUUACAAUAUUCAGUUCUCCGUAGAUUAUAUGAUACGGUUCUAUCAGUCUUAACUCAAAAUAUCCGUCUAUUGCUUUGCACUAACCGGACUGAUUAUUGUAAAAGUUGUUUUUGUUAAGAACAGGUGUUGAACGAUCCAGAACAGGUUCCCAUAAAACGGUUAGGUACCGGUAGUUUCUCAGUGUUGCGUGAAGUUUUUUUAUCUUUAUUCUUACGCUUCUGUUCUGCAGGAUUUAUUUAAAAUAGAAUUUUUAGCUUAUCUCCUGCAACGUGACGUUUUCUUAUCUUUGCUCAGUUCUACUGGUUCUAAUCGUCUUUAGUUAUUAUUGUUGUUCGGAUCUUUAGUUGUUGUCCUUUUGUCUUGACCGCAAGGAUUUGUGCCGCUGGUAUUUUCUGAUUAAUCUUUCUAUAUUGCAGAACUUAAUCGGUUAUCUAAUCUAUAUCUGCGUUUUUAGAAGAGUUUAAUUGGAGUUUCGUAGAAAAAGAGACGUUUGAUCUGAAAUUUCCGUUACCAUUAGAGCUUAUCAGUUUAUGUUAUUUGUCAAAAGGCUAGACUUGCGUGUAGUUCUUUUUCUUUAACCGGUUUCAGCCAUUGGUUUAAUUUAAUUAUCAAAGAGCAUUCACGUUUUUUGUCUUGCAUGUUAUCAAUAAUGUCUAACCUUUUGAUUUCUGGUUUCAGUUUUUUCUUUUUGGAAUAACCAUGAAAGAAGAAAAAUAUUGAAGUUUUAUGUAUGGUGAAAUAAACAAAUGUUAUAAACAACAUUUUGAUUCUUAAGGGAUCAUGUUAUAUGGAUGGAAAUUGAUUUUGUGAGUCGACGCCCCAAAUUAAGCUUGGGAGAGGUCUGCUACAUAUAAAUAAUUUGCCAUAGAAAAUAAAAUGUUUAUUGAUAUUGAUCGAAAACAUUUAUAUUUCAUCAAUGCUUAAAUGCAAGUUACAAGAAGAUUGACCAUGCAAAAACAAUGAGAAUUUUCAGACCAAUGUGACUGAAACUGACAUGUGUAUUGUAGUUUAUAAAGUCAAUAUGGUUGAGAAUAAUCAUAUAGAAUGGUGGUUUUGAUGACACAAAUAAUAUCUUGUAAUGAUAUGUAUAUUUGUUA